Electrophorus electricus (electric eel) is the source of this 1053-nucleotide messenger RNA. It is a transcript of the gene pde6gb, whose product is annotated as phosphodiesterase 6G, cGMP-specific, rod, gamma, paralog b. Gene Ontology annotation, molecular function: 3',5'-cyclic-nucleotide phosphodiesterase activity; cGMP binding. Gene Ontology annotation, biological process: positive regulation of epidermal growth factor receptor signaling pathway; positive regulation of G protein-coupled receptor signaling pathway; visual perception. NCBI's taxonomy places the organism in Eukaryota, Metazoa, Chordata, Actinopteri, Gymnotiformes, Gymnotidae. The record is from RefSeq and is a predicted model, not a curated record. Gene Ontology annotation, cellular component: photoreceptor outer segment membrane.
UGAAGCAUGUCAUCACGGAGAGAGAGCAAAUACACAGUGGGCUGAACCAAAUCAACCAGCAACAACGAUCUACGAAGCACCAAAACACCACUAACACAACUUACACCGCUAUUACCAACACCAUCAACACCAUUAACACCAAAACACCACUAACACCAUUGCCACUAACAACACUUACACCACUAACAACACUAAUCAAAACACUACCAACUUCACUGACACCACUAACAACACUUACAAUAUCCACUAACUAUGAAUCUUGAGGCUCCCAAAACAGAGGUCAAGUCAGCCACUCGUGUAACUGGUGGCCCUGCCACACCACGCAAAGGCCCACCGAAAUUCAAACAAAGACAGACUCGCCAGUUCAAGAGCAAACCACCCAAAAAGGGCAUCCAGGGGUUCGGAGAUGACAUCCCAGGAAUGGAAGGAUUAGGCACUGACAUCACUGUCAUCUGCCCUUGGGAGGCCUUCAGUCACCUGGAGCUGCAUGAGCUGGCUCAGUAUGGAAUCAUCUGAGUCCUCCGCCUUCCCAUCAUCCCUUGCUGUUUUUUAGAGCCCCUUCCCCCUUUUACUAUCUUACUAUAUGGUGGUGACAGUCUCCAGUGGGACUACACAUUUAACAUAUCAUUGAAUGCAUUCAAGAACAGCGAUGUUUCUAAAAAUGGAAAAAUGAGGGGAAAAAAACUCUAAAAAACAAAUCUCCUCGCCACCCUUCUCAGAUUCUUUCUUUGCUGCAGCCAGAUCUGUUUUCAACUCGCUGUACCAGUUGUGGUCCAUUUUUUUAGAGGUUUCACCAAAAUCUAUCUUUACAUUUUUUCUUCUUAUUUGUCUUAUUUCUUCUGCUAACUGAUACAGAAUGGAAUUUGAAAAAAAAACAAACAAACAAACAAAGAAGCAUGAACUAUUUAAUCUGUUUCAUUAUUGGACCUCAGUACAGUAGAAGAAACUCAAUCAGACCUCCAGACCAUCUCUUUCCUAUUUUCUUUACCAGCUUCUCUUGCCCCCUUUCCUCCUCUUUAGCUUCUUUAACCAAGCCCUCCCUCCUAGCACACA